Molecule: messenger RNA, 1410 nt
Organism: Vicia villosa (hairy vetch)
Lineage: Eukaryota; Viridiplantae; Streptophyta; Magnoliopsida; Fabales; Fabaceae
Exons: 2
Coding region: 1-1410 (469 amino acids)
Source: RefSeq, a predicted model, not a curated record
AUGCAAGUUGUUACUACUAUUUCUUAUAAAUCUAUUGUGAAUGGUGCUUAUACUAAGGGUAUGAAUGCUAAAAGAGGUAUGAGACAAGGGGAUCCUAUUUCCCUGAUGCUGUUUGUGCUCGUUAUGGAAUACUUACAUAGGAAGCUAAAAGAUCUUAGUAGGAUUCCAAAUUUCAACUUUCAUAGCAAAUGUGAAAAGUUGAAACUUGUGGAUAUGAGUUUUGAUGAUGACCGCUUGUUGUUCACAAGAGGGGAUGUGAUCUCUGUUCAGCUUGUGAUGGAUAGGUUUAAAUCGUUUUUUGAGGCUACUGGUUUGGUAGUGAACCCUAAUAAGUGUAAAUUGUACUGUGGCAAUAUCGAUGAUGGUACUGUGCAACAGAUUACUAACAUAACAGGUUUAACUUCUGGUGUGCUUCCUUUCAGCUAUGCAGGUAGGAUUCGGCUCAUUAAUAGUGUGAUUUUCAGCACUACCAAUUUUUGGCUUCAGUGUAUUCCUUUACCUAAAGAUGUUAUUAGAAGAAUUGAAGCCUUAUGCAGGACCUUUUUGUGGACUGGAAAGGGCAUCAUGUCUAGGAAAGCCCUGAUUGCUUGGAGUAAAGUGUGUGAGCCUAAGAGCCAAGGUGGUUUGAAUGUGGUGGAUUUGGCUAGAUGGAAUAAGGUAUGUUUGAUUAAACUUCUCUGGAAUCUGUGCAGGAAAGCUGAUAGUUUGUGGGUAAGGUGGGUUCAUACCAAUUAUAUGAAAGAUGAGCGAGUGAUGGUUGUUCCUAUUAAGAAUUCGUGUUCUUGGAUUCUGAAAGAAAUUUUGAAAACUAUACAGGAAGUUGAAGGGCUGAACCAGUGGCAACAAGUGGUUAAGAAUGAUGUAUUCAAGACUAAAAAGUUCUAUUAUAGUCUUGUUGAAGCGAAAUCGAAAGUUCCUUGGAGGAAGUUAAUGUAUGAGAAUGAAGCUUCUCCAAGAGCUUUGUUCACCCUGUGGAUGUCUUGUAACAAGAGGAUUGGUACCAAAGAUAGAUUAAGCAAGUUUGGUAUGAUUAGUGAAGAAAACUGUGAAUUUUGCCCAGCGAAAGAAAGCUUACAGCACCUGUUUUUCGAGUGUACUACCAUGAAGACGAUUUGGACGGCAGUGUUGGAAUGGAUGAAUAUUUUGCACUCUCCUCAAGGAUGGGAUAAGGAAAUGACUUGGUUGUUAACGAGCUGCAACAAGAAGGGUUGGAGAUCCACUGUUUUGAAAACAGCUUUCACUGAAACUGUGUAUAUGUGCUGGCUUUACAGGAAUACUAGUGUGUAUAAAAAUACAGGGGCGCGUAGUAAUGACAUUAGUGGUAUAGAAAACGAUGUUAUAGACAGAAUAGUUCAUAGAUGUUGGAGAAAUCCUAAGUUGCGAGAGCAUGUUGCUCCUUUGUUGAUAUAG